Messenger RNA from Diospyros lotus (date-plum), 740 nucleotides. Its product is annotated as dormancy-associated protein 2. The record is from RefSeq and is a predicted model, not a curated record. Bases 72 to 515 code for a protein of 147 amino acids. The transcript has a single exon. NCBI's taxonomy places the organism in Eukaryota, Viridiplantae, Streptophyta, Magnoliopsida, Ericales, Ebenaceae.
CUCCACUACAUAAAUAUUCCACGCGCACUUUCUCUUCCCCUCAUCACCUCGCCAAAAAGCUUCCCCCCACCAUGAACACGAUCUCCACUCUUCUCCUAGCUUUCCUUAUCUCCACCACGGCCUUCCUCUCCGCGGAGACCCGACCCGAGAUACUCGCCUCCGGCAAGGAAAAGGCUCGCCACAGCGCCCCAAACAGCCAGAAGGGCGGCGGCGAAGGGCGGGGAGGGUUCUUCGGCCCCGGCGGCGGGUUCAACAUACCCGGAAUGGGAAAUGGGUGGAACAUGGGCGGCGGCUACGGAGCCGGGUUCGGGGGCCCGAACGGAGGGUACGCGAAAGGUGGCGUUGUGAGGCCCAGCGUUGUUUGCAAGGAAAAGGGUCCGUGCUACAAAAAGAAGCUGAUCUGCCCAGCCAAGUGCUUCAGUUCCUACAGCCACGCCGGAAAGAACUACGGCGGGGGAGGUGGCGGCGGCGGAUGCACCAUGGACUGCAAGAAGAAGUGCGUUGCUUACUGUUGAGAUAUAUAUAUAUAUAUAUCUGCAGUAGGUUGGUAUCUUAUUUAGCAGUUGCUACCACUAGGUUGGUAUCUUAUUUAGCAGUUGCUACCCAUAUAUAUAUAUGGAUAUAUAAAAGCAAGUAUGUAAUGCUUUGUGGAAGACUUGGUUGGUUGGACCUAUAUGGGUUUGAUGGCUUUAAUGAGUCUAUAUAUAUAUAUAUGAAUGUUUCUGUUAUCUUUUUGGUUU